Molecule: messenger RNA, 2426 nt
Organism: Cryptomeria japonica (Japanese cedar)
Lineage: Eukaryota; Viridiplantae; Streptophyta; Pinopsida; Cupressales; Cupressaceae
Product: peptide-N4-(N-acetyl-beta-glucosaminyl)asparagine amidase A
Exons: 2
Coding region: 138-1988 (616 amino acids)
Cellular component (GO): vacuole
Source: RefSeq, a predicted model, not a curated record
AAAAGCACUCCUGAUAUUUUCUUUUGAAUGAGAAAAUCAUGAUUUCGGCAAACUCCUCACAAUAGUGUUAAUAAUAAUAGUGAGUAGUUUUUAAAAUUAAGAUAAGAUCAUGAACAUGUGCCGGCUGGAUAGCUUCCAUGAGACAAAUUUAUAUUAGGAGAUUCAUCGGAUCCUCUCCUUCGUUGGAAAAUGUUAGAAUGGAGGCUCAUUUGCAAUGGUGGAAAAUGGCUGUGACGAUGAUACUGAUGGCCAGUGAAACUCCUGCAAUGGUGAAUCUUGGAAGGAAUCGGGAGAUCUCGGAUCAAAUUGAAACACUCACAUACCAGGAGAGUCAAAUUCAUCUUCAAACCGAAGGAUCCGCAUACCAGGUUAGUCAAACUCAAUCUCAAAAUGAAAUCCCCCCAUUGGUAGAUUUUGAGGUUACAAAACCCAUUGAACUUCCCAAAGAGAGGCCUUGCUCCAUCCAUGUUUUACAGUAUGAUUUUGGAUACACGUACGGAAAACCUCCAGUAAUAGUGAAGUAUAAUCCCCCAAAAUGGUGCCCUGACAAAUGGAGUAAAGUGUUUAUGGAGUGGAAGGCAACAUGUAAAGGAAGGCAGUACGAUAGAAUUGCAGGGGUAUGGUUGAGUGGCGUGGAGAUCCUCAGGACGUGCACAGCAGAACCCACAAAGACGGGAGUUGAAUGGACUAUUCUCAAGGAUAUAACCAAGUAUUCUCCACUGCUGAAGAGCCCUCAGAUUCUGGAAGUGAAGCUUGCCAAUGUAGUAGAUAAGACCUAUACCGGGGUCUAUCACGUCAAUAUAACAUUCCAUUUUUAUGAAGAGAAGGGGGAGAUGGGCUUGCAUCAUUAUGGGUAUGCAGAUUCGAUUAUCCCCAUUUCCUUGCCCUACUCACAGAGUGCGGGCGCAUGGUUCCAAAUACAAAAUGCAUCAGAUAUGCAGGGGAAGUCAUUGCGCAUACCUCCUAAUGCUUACAGGGCAGUUCUGGAGAUUUAUGUUUCAUUCCAUUCAGAUGAUGAGUUCUGGUACUCCAAUCCCCCUAAUGUGUAUAUCGAGGCUAACAAUUUGACCACUACCGCAGGUAAUGGGCCUUUUAGAGAGGUACUAGUUUUGGUAGAUGAUAUAGUGGUUGGUGCUGUCUGGCCUUUUCCUGUAGUUUAUACAGGAGGGAUUAAUCCACUAUUCUGGCGUCCUGUUUCUGGUAUCGGGUCCUUUACUCUCCCUAGCUAUGAAAUAGAAAUCACGCCAUUUUUGGGAAGAUUGUUGGAUGGAGAAGAGCACAAAUUUAGCUUGACUGUGACCAAUGCUCUCAGUGUGUGGUUUGUAGAUGCAAAUUUGCACUUGUGGCUUGAUGCAAAGAGUGCAAGAACAAGUGGAAAAUUAACUGAAUAUGAGGCUCCCCCUUUAGAGACCAAUCUUGAAUCAAACUUUAAAGGCCUCGAUGGAUCCUUUAUUACAUCUGCCCACAGGAAGAUUUCCCACUCUGGCUGGGUAGAAUCAUCUCAGGGAAAGAUAACUACUAACAUUUCACAAGAAUACAAGUACAUAAAUUCAAUGACUUUUGAAAACAAUGGAGACGCACAGACUGUGGAGCAAAGUAUAAGGGCCACAAGUGGUGCUAUACUUGAGGCCCCCACAGGGAUACUAUUAUCUGCUCAAGUUGAUAGUUCUUUUCCCACAUAUAUGUAUUAUGCUGUGGUGGACGAAGGUAAUGACACCACUCUUGAGAUAGCAAACUUUUCAAAUGGAUUCAAUAUGGAUAUCUCCAUUGUUGCCCCAACGAAUAGAUUUUUCAGCUCCUUAAAUAAUACUCAGAAUGCAGAGGGCUAUAUUUUUGUUCAGAAUAACUUAGUCAGUAGUGGGUUGGGGAGCACCCAAGAGACGUACAGGUAUCGAAGUACUGAAGGUUGCUAUUCUAGAUCUUUGAGUGUAAGCAACUAUACCUUUCUUUCAGAUCAUAUAGACACUUACUGUAGCAACACGUCCUGAUACUUUGAAGGAUAGCUUUCUUCAUAGAAAGCCUUGGCAGGCCACACAAAGAUUGGCAACAGGAUUGAACAACAUAGAGAUCACUGCAAUGUGCAUUGUCUGGUGCUUUUGGAUGGUUGCUGCCUGGCUUCCAAAAGUUACAUAUGAUGUGGUUGAGAGCGAAGAUGCUUCUGUUGAGACCGUGGAUGAUGAGAGCACUCUCACAUGGGUUUUGACUGGAUCCCUCAAGGAAAAAUUUCCGCUAUCAUUAAUUCACCCACUGUCAGGCGUGUUUGUGAAUAUGGACAAUCCCUUGCUUAAUCGAACAGUUGAUGGACUCUUCAAUAUUGGUACUGUGGGUGCUUCAAGUGUGCCAACAGAAGAGUUUUAUAGUGCUUUGAAUAAAGUUAUUAAUUGGCUGUGUCUGCUUUUUGUGUAACUGGAGGGGGGUUCUUCCAC